Messenger RNA from Quercus lobata, 2985 nucleotides. RefSeq names its product protein FAR1-RELATED SEQUENCE 4-like. The transcript is spliced from 6 exons. The coding region runs from base 450 to 2918 and encodes 822 amino acids. NCBI's taxonomy places the organism in Eukaryota, Viridiplantae, Streptophyta, Magnoliopsida, Fagales, Fagaceae. The record is from RefSeq and is a predicted model, not a curated record. Gene Ontology annotation, molecular function: zinc ion binding. Gene Ontology annotation, biological process: regulation of DNA-templated transcription.
UUUUACAACAUUGCUUACCUGUCACUGCCAAGUCACAAAACACAACUUAAAUAAUCUGACUUGGAAAACUUAAAUAAUCUGACUAGGAAAAGAAAACAAAAAUAAAAAUAAAAAGAUUAAGAAAACAAAACUAACGAUUAGAUGAAAUUCAGAACAUAAGCAGAUUUAGGGGUUUUGUAGAAAGAAGAAUAUUACUCUCACACACCGGAGGCGGAGGUGGAGGCGGAGACGGAGGCAAACGGCAGAGGGCAGAGGCGGAGGCAGAGGGCAGAGGGCAGAGGGCGGAGGCGGAGGCAGAGGGCAGAGGGCAGAGGCGGAGGCAGAGACGCUCACUUUCUUCUCCCCGCCGUCGCACAUCGUCGAAAAAUGGGAUUACGACAGAGAAGUAAUUGCUAAACUUGAAGAUCCUGCUGUGAGUUAGUACUGUGCUUUACGCUUAUUACAGACACAUGGAAGAAGAAAUAACUAGUGCUUCUAGGUUUGUAGAGUUGAAUGAGCACAAUAGUGAUAAUAAAAUGAAGGAUACGGUGGAUCUGAAAAAUAAUGAGUUGAAUGAAGAUAGUGUUGAGAAUGAAAAAGAGGAAACAAGAAAGGUAGAAGAUAAAGUGGAGGAUCCUUGUGUAGGAAUGUUGUUUGGUUCCAUUGACAAUAUCAUGGAAUAUUUUACAAGGUAUGGUAAUAAAAAGGGUUUUGCAGUGGUUAAAAGAACAUCUAGAAAGGGACAUAAUGGGGAGGUGGAGUCUUUGACUAUAGCUUGUAAUCGUGCUGGAAAGCAACAGAUUAAAGCUAGCAACUCACUUAAAGCGCAGCCACAAUCGAAAACAGGUUGCAAAGCUCAUUUUAAUAUGAUUCGAUGCUUAGAUGGGUGGAUAUUGAAAUCCAUGGAACUUGACCAUAACCAUGGAUUAAGUCCAAGCAAAACCCGAUUUUAUAAAUGCAACAGAGUAUUAAAACCACAUGUGAAAAGACAACUUGAGUUGAAUGCCAAAGCUGGUAUUAAAAUGAACAAGAGUUUCAAUUCAUUGGUGGUUGAGGCAGGGGGGCAUGAAAACUUGCCAUUUCUAGAGAAAGAUUGUAGAAACCACAUGGAUAAAGUCAAGCGUUUGGAGCUCGGGGAAGGAGAUGCUGUAGCAAUGAAUAAGUACUUUUUAAAAAUGCAAGCUGACAAUUCAAAUUUCUUUUACACGAUGGAUUUUACUGAAGAUGGUCGAUUAAAGAAUGUAUUUUGGGCAGACGCAAGAAGUAGGGAAGCAUUUAAAGAGUUUGGUGAUGUGGUUACAUUUGACACAACGUACUUGGUUAACAAAUACAACAUGCCAUUUGCUCCUUUUGUUGGGGUAAACCAUCAUGGACAAUCGAUAUUGCUAGGAUGUGGAUUGAUUUCAGGUGAAGAUACAGAUACAUUUAGAUGGCUAUUUGAGUCUUGGCUUACAUGUAUGUCUGGAGUUCCUCCUAGUGCAAUAAUUACAGAUCAAGACAAGGCCAUGAAAAAAGCAAUACAGAUUGUUUUUCCAAAAGCACGACACCGAUGGUGCUUGUGGCAUAUCUUGAAAAAGUUGCCUGAAAAAUUUAAAGGAUAUAGAGAAUAUAAAUCAAUCAAAUUUUGUUUGAAAAAUGUUGUUUAUGAUUCCUUAACAAAAGAGGAAUUUGAAGAAAGGUGGGGUAGGUUCAUUGAAAAAUAUCAUCUUGAAAGCCAUGAAUGGUUACUUGAGUUGUAUAAUGAAAGGUAUUAUUGGGUGCCUGCUUUUGUGAAGGAUACAUUCUGGGCAGGAAUGUCAACCACACAGCGGAGUGAAAGCAUAAAUGCAUUCUUUGAUGGGUAUGUACAUCAUCAAACAACCUUGAAAGAAUUUGUAGAACAAUAUGAUAAGGCUUUGGCAAAAAAUGUGGUAAAUGAAAAUACUGAAGAUUUCAAUUCAUUUCAGUCAUCCAUACCAUGUUUUACUCAUUAUGCUAUGGAGAAACAAUUUCAAAGUGUUUACACAACAUCAAAAUACAAAGAGUUUCGAAAAGAGUUACUAGGGAAGGUUUGUUGUAAUUUUUCUUCAUGUAAGGAAGAUGGUGUCAUUUCAGAAUACGAAAUACGUGAAGAUGGAGCAUUUGGAGAAAAUUCCCAGCAUGCAACCUUCCUUGUUUAUUUUAACAAGGAUACCAAUGAAGUAAAUUGUAAUUGUCGGUUUUUUGAAUUUAGGGGAAUAUUGUGUAGGCAUCAAAUUACGGUGCUCUUUCACAUGAAGAUUGAUCAGGUACCAAACAAGUACAUCUUGAAAAGAUGGUGCAAAAAUAUUAAGAGGAGCCACACCAAAGUUCGCAUCAACUAUGACAAUCGGCUUGUCAAACCUGAAACACAACGCUUUGAUAAAAUGUACAAAGCCUUCAAUGAGGUUGCAGACUUGGCAAUAGAUUCUGAAGAUAAGUGUGAGAAGGUGGUGGCACGAAUUCUUGAAUUAAAAGGAGAGUUCAAACAAGAAAAACUUGUUUGUGGAAGUAAUGAACCCAUUUCUACAGGUAUUCCUACAGAUUCAACCUCAUGUGGAGAUGAUCUUGCAAUUUCUAAAGAGACUAAAAACAUACUUGAUCCAGUAGUGGUUAGACAAAAGGGACGACCACCAUCUAAAAGGAAGCAGUCAAUAGUUGAGAAAGUUGUUAGAAAAAAGGAGGAAAGGAAAAAGAAAAAGAAAACCAAAAUGGCUACUAAGGUUGAGAAUGUGUCUUGUACAACCCCUACUAUGGGAUUGAGGGUGCUUGGAGUACAAAAGAGUUUUAACUUAAAUGAGUUGGAACUGCAACAAUCACAACAGAUUGGUAAAGAGAGUUAUAAAGAAUCCAUCAUGUGGCCAAACAUUAAUUGCCCUCCUAAUAUCAUCGGGAUGAGUCCAUAUUAUGGGCUGCCAAAUAUGCUACAAGGAGGAAACUAGCCAUUUCAGUCAAGUAUGAUAAGACAAGUGGUUGGAAUGCAACCAUUUAGUUACCAUGAAAACACAU